CUAUUUGACCGUUUCUCUCUCUCUCCAUCCAUGGAGCCUGCAACACCUCCAUAGAGAGAAUUCUCCUGAGCUCUGUAAGUACCAAUAAGGAUUAAGAAAAUGGGAUCAUCACAUGAAUAUGCUGUUGUGCCGCCAGCCAAUCCUUCAGCACAUGAGCUCGAGAGCGUCGCCAUUCACAGCAUGGACAACGGAUCAGCUCCGGCGAUCCCAUUUGUGCACAAUUCAGCAGCCCCAAAACCUCCAAGACCCGAACCACAGCGAAGCUUUGCAAGGAUACUGAUGUCGCAGCCCUUGAAGAUCAAGGAGGAGAUAAAACGGCUCUCACCGCGGGCAGUGAGGAACCCGAUGGGAAAGGCCAUGCGGAGGAUGCAAUCCAGUGCAGAAUUGGGGCUCAAGAGCCUUCGUUUUCUCGAUAAAACAGCAGGCGGCAAGGAGAAUGGGUGGAAGGCCGUGGAGAAGCGGUUCGACCAAUUCGCCAUCAAUGGAAGGCUACCCAAGGAAAAUUUUGGGCGCUGCAUUGGGAUGGCUGAUUCCAAGGAGUUCGCUGGGGAGCUUUUUGUUACCCUAGCAAGACGGAGGAACCUGGAACCGGAGAACGGAAUUACAGUAGAUGAAUUAAAGGAGUUCUGGGAAGAGAUGACAGACCAAAACUUUGAUUCCCGGCUACGGAUAUUCUUUGACAUGUGUGACAAGAAUGGGGAUGGAAAACUUACAGAAGAUGAGGUCAAAGAGGUCAUCAUUUUGAGUGCCUCGGCAAACAAACUUGCAAAACUCAAGGGGCAUGCUGCAACCUAUGCUGCUCUCAUAAUGGAGGAACUAGACCCUGACCAUCUUGGCUAUAUUGAGAUCUGGCAGCUUGAGACAUUACUGCGAGGGAUGGUGAGCUCACAGGGAAAUGAGAAAACAGUCAAACGUAGUCAUAGCCUUGCGAGAACAAUGAUACCAAAGCAGUACAGAAACCCAAUCAACAGAAGUGUCAGCAAGACAGCAGAUUUCGUUCAUGAGAACUGGAGGAGGAUUUGGGUUCUUUCACUAUGGCUGAUACUGAACAUAGCACUAUUUAUAUGGAAAUUUUACCAGUACAGGCGGAGAUCAGCAUAUGAAGUGAUGGGCUAUUGCGUGUGUGUAGCCAAGGGUGCAGCAGAGACCCUGAAACUGAACAUGGCACUCAUUCUCCUCCCUGUUUGUCGAAACACCCUUACAACGCUCAGAUCAACUGCUCUUGGUAGGCUCAUCCCAUUUGAUGAUAACAUCAACUUCCACAAGACAAUUGCAUUGGCCAUCACAAUCGGGGCUCUUAUUCAUACAGUUGCUCAUGUAACAUGUGAUUUUCCAAGAUUAAUCACAUGCCCAAAGCCGAAAUUCAUGAUUUUAUUAGGACCAAAUUUCAGCUAUCAGCAACCCACAUAUUUAACUCUAUUAUCCAGUGCUCCAGGGGUCACUGGUGUCCUCAUGGUCAUCAUAAUGGCAUUCUCUUUCACCCUAGCCACACAUUCUUUCCGAAGAAGUGUGGUAAAGUUGCCAUCACCUAUGCACCACUUAGCUGGAUUCAAUGCAUUUUGGUAUGCCCACCAUCUUCUAGUGCUUGUGUAUGUCCUCCUGGUUGUGCAUUCCUACUUCAUUUAUCUCACUCGGGAAUGGUACAAGAAGACGACGUGGAUGUAUCUAUCAAUUCCAGUCCUCUUUUAUGCCUGUGAGAGACUAAUCAGAAAAUUUCGCGAGAAAAACUAUCGUGUGAGCAUUGUUAAGGCAGCAAUAUAUCCAGGCAAUGUUCUUUCAAUACAAAUGAAAAGGCCACCAGGUUUCAAAUACAUGAGUGGAAUGUACCUAUUUGUCAAAUGUCCAGAUGUCUCACCCUUUGAAUGGCAUCCCUUCUCCAUCACUUCCGCACCAGGAGAUGACUACUUAAGUGUUCAUAUCCGGACCUUGGGAGACUGGACAACAGAGCUCAGGAAUUUAUUUGGAAAGGUUUGUGAAUCACAAGUUUUGUCUAAGAAGGCCAACCUAGUCAGACUUGAAACAACAGUUGUAGCAGAUGCUCAAAUUCAAGAAGCUAGAUUCCCAAAGCUCCUGAUAGAUGGGCCUUAUGGUGCACCAGCUCAAAAUUACAAAAAAUAUGAUAUUCUUUUGCUCAUCGGGCUUGGAAUUGGUGCAACUCCAUUUAUCAGCAUACUAAAGGAUCUCCUCAACAAUCUGAAGUCAAAUGAAGAAGUACAGAAUAUACACAAGUCAGAUGUACACAACAUCAAAGGAAAUAGUCCAGGAAGAGCUUACUUCUAUUGGGUGACAAGGGAACAGGGUUCCUUUGAAUGGUUUAAAGGUGUCAUGAAUGAUGUGGCAGAAAGUGACCAUAAUAAUGUUAUAGAAAUGCACAACUACUUGACCAGUGUGUAUGAAGAAGGUGAUGCAAGGUCAGCUCUGAUUGCAAUGGUUCAGUCACUACAGCAUGCCAAGAAUGGUGUUGAUAUUGUCUCUGGCAGUCGGAUUCGGACCCAUUUUGCAAGGCCAAACUGGAGGAAAGUGUUCUCAGACUUAGCUAAUACACAUAAGUCUUCUCGCAUAGGUGUUUUCUACUGCGGAUCUCCAACACUUACAAAACAACUGAGAGAUCUUUCACAAGAAUUCAGUCAUACCACCACAACCCGCUUCCAUUUCCACAAGGAGAACUUUUAGAAUGGAGCCAAGAAAUAUUGAUGGACAACAUAUACUUGUACAGGAAAAGAAAAGAGAGAGGCCAAAAUAUGACAUGUUUUCUUGGAUAUUCUAUGAACAGAAUUUCUAUUUUCAGCUGUUUUAGUUAUCUUUGCAUCAUAUACAUAUACGGAGAAUAUGAGUGAGAUAUGAUUUUCUCUUUCAGCUUUUCUUGUCACAAGAAUUAUUCAGGAAACUUCUUUAAUUC
Molecule: messenger RNA, 2899 nt
Organism: Phoenix dactylifera (date palm)
Lineage: Eukaryota; Viridiplantae; Streptophyta; Magnoliopsida; Arecales; Arecaceae
Product: ferric reductase-like transmembrane component family protein
Cellular component (GO): plasma membrane
Molecular function (GO): peroxidase activity; calcium ion binding; NAD(P)H oxidase H2O2-forming activity
Source: RefSeq, a predicted model, not a curated record